Molecule: messenger RNA, 294 nt
Organism: Dovyalis caffra
Lineage: Eukaryota; Viridiplantae; Streptophyta; Magnoliopsida; Malpighiales; Salicaceae
Source: the annotation of a GenBank genome assembly
AUGAAGCAACUGCUAUCUGGUAUUUUUGAUGAAAUUGAAAUAAAAAGGAAUAGAAAAGUGAAGAAAAGAGGGAAAGCAAAUAACAUCGCCGUUAAAACUAAUGUUCGCUGUAGAGUGAAACACAGAAAGACAACCAAUUCAAGCCCCUUCAACGGUAAACCAUCACACCAGCGUGAGAAUUUUAUCACUUUCCUAAAUGCAUUUUUGAUGCACCUAGAGCCUGGGGCAAUGAAAUUCUCUAGAGAUCAUAUAACAAACCUAGUAGAUCCUCUUGACAUACCAACAAGUGAUUAG